AAGUGCAAGCCUCAGGCCGGUUGGACUACUGGCUCUACUGCAUGUAGUAGAUUAUACCGGUGGCGGAAUGCCUGCCUAUCUGUCGUCGACCUGCUAGUGCUAGCUGUUGCUACAUUUUCUCACUGCCAACCUACGCUAGCUACUUCACUCCUGCCCGCUUCAGCCCCGUGCGCUUUGCCUGUGUCCAAGGACGUCGAUUCAGCGCAGGUGAGUACAGUGCCGUGUGACACUGCAACGACGUUACGUGUGUCGCUUGAAAAUACAGUCGUUUCUAGACUUUUUUCCUGCUUUCUUCCUCUGGGCUGUGAGAGCCGAAACUCUACAUCUACUCGCAGAGGCUUCCACUUCCCUGCAAGCUACCGUUCAUCGAAAGUGUGCAAAGAGGGAAAGAGAGUGCGAUACAGUAGAUCUACGCAGCGGACAGCGCUAGCGGUAGACAUCUGCAGCAGACCGUACUGACUGCGCUGUGUUGGAUGUACGCUGCUGCUGCUGUGUCGAUUUGGCAAACACAGCUAGAGGGGCACGGACAAGUGGACUUCGGUGGAAAGCCAAGGGCACUCUUCAAUCUGAAUCAUUCUCUGCCGGCCCAUUUUUCGCCACGGGAGAGGCCAGCAUUUGAGACAUCUGUAUCAACAUUGGAGCCUGGACCUGGCCCGGAGGUCAGAAAGAAGCCGAAACCUCCACCAAAGCCAAAAGUACCAGGGCCUAAAGUUCGUAAAGUUGCACCAGGGACCAACAAACCACCCAUCCCAAAGAAACCCAGCGUUCCCAGUGCACCUCUUCAGCCACAAGCCAUAGGAAAGCCAAAGCGAUCUCCGCCGCUUGCUGCUUUUAGGUUUGCUCCUGUUCAAGACAGCCAAGAUCUUGAGCGACCUCAAGUAUUUGAGGCAUUUGUCAAUCCUCCGGACAAGCCCCGUCAACCAGUUGAUGAUGGUCCUGGCCUGAAGCAUUUUGCUCCAGUAAAUCACAGUGUGGCACAGGAACACUUGCCAAAGUCAUCCACAGCAGAUGAGGUCUAUCCAUCUAAAGACACUGGUCUAACAUCACCAGAUAGGGAUAGUGCAAUAGAGGCAGUCCCAUCAUCCUUUAGUCUUGGGGUUGUGUUAGAUCAACGCCAGGCACAGUCGCUACCAAGAGGGACUUCUCCCAGAGGUGCGUCACCAGAAUCUCCGCAUAGCGGCCGGAGCAGUCCUGGUAUAUUGACCCGGCACGGUGCUAUUCGUGCCAAGCGUGGCGAACGACUCAGCUUGACCCAAUCAUUGCCACGCAGUCCACACUCUCAUUCGUAUUCCUCGAUGGCAAACAUGAGAGGUAGCGAUCAAGUGUCUGGGGAUUCUGCAUUUUCCUGGUCUGCGGAUGAGCCUGGUACACCCAAACGAGUAAUGUCUCCGAACCAGCGGUCGAGUAUGGAGCGAGACAGUCUUCUUUCUCCAACACGCCUCACUGUGCGUCCGCUAAUCACUGAGCGUGGUUCAAGUAUGGCCAGCGGUGGCAGCCGAUCGAACAGCCCUGCAAGAUCACGCAGUGUGUCACCACCCCGUGAUCAGAUAGAUACUGCUGAACCUACCUUGUAUUCUUCAACAGAUGAAUCUUCUACUUACCCACCAGAAGUUCCUGAACGACUGUCUUCUAGUAAUGCAAGCAGCAGGGUGACCUAUGAGCCCAUACCCAGCAGCAGUAUUCCGUAUCGACCAGCGAGCAAGCAAUCUCCAGUGGAUAACGGAGGGGAGGCUGGUAACCCUGAGCGUGAUCUGGAACAUAUCCGUAGUCGUGCAGCGAGCUUGGCUAGGCGCACAGAUCUCACUGACCACUAUGCUGUUGGACAACCCGUUGUUGAGUGCUCCCGCAAGGCAUUUGCCGAAGCAUUUGUCAAGUUUGCUGGAGGCUACAAGCAAGAAGAAGGUGAUGUUGUUUCUAUGAAGCGAAUGUCACAUUCUAUAUCAGCUGCAGCUGUGCAUGAUAGCACAACUGACUCUCUGGGACGACACAUGCGACGACAAACCUCACAUGAUCAACUGACGGUGACUGAAUCUCAGGAACGCGUAAAGCAGCUCGUUGAAAAGUGGGGAGGAGCGGGUCAGCAGAAACCCCCCGUAGCAGCCAAGCCCGUCCUCCACUCUGCUCCUUCUAGUGUGAAAUCAAGACCGUUUUCUCCUCCAGCCUGUGUGUCAAAUUCCGUAGGAGUAUCAACGAGUAGUAGCAUUUCCAGUGUUUCAUCGUCUUCUUCAUCACCAUCAUCAUCAUCAUCUACAACAACAACAACUACUACAAGUAGUGAUACUUUGAGUAGAAGCACCUUGGAUCAACCUGAACCGGCAAAGAAAGGAGCUACAAGUUUAACAAAGCGCUUCUCUUUCCGUGACUUGGCUUCCAAGGUGUCUCCUAACAUUGGCCGCCGGCAAGAGAAGCAGGCAGCAGUAAGGAACCCUCCAGUGAGAAGUAAACAAAUGUCGAACGCCAAGCUUAACCUGGAUGAUAGUCCAUCACUACAAGCAACUAGCAAGACCACCAAAACUGACAGCAGCACAUCGAGCACUGUGACUUCGCCGAGAGCAAUUCGCGCAACUAGCCUUACUGAUACACUUAGUCAAGAUGCCUUCCUCAGUACCAAUCAGUCUAAGAAACAACGUGCCGUAUCUACUUCUGAUCCACCAACCUCACAAUGUCUAUACUCACCAGGUAAGCAAUAUCGAGCUGGUAGUACUGUUGAACUAAUGUCUACUGACAAGCCACCUGGCAUUGGCAGUGCUGAGGCCAAGAGAAAGGAGAUGCGCCAUACCCGGUACAACUCAGUCAAGGAACUGACGAAUGCUGCAUUAGCCACUUCACCACCCACAGAACGUGGUCCACUUUCACCAGGUAGCUCCACUACCCCAAUCCCGUGCACACCAAGUCCUGAGCUGGAGUGUCUCCAAGCCAAUUCGUACAGCAAUACAAGUAGUACAACCUCGUCCGCUGAUGCUUUAUCCCCCGACCAUUCAAAGCCUGUAGUAGGUGAGAAUGCUGUGAAUUAUGGCAAGCAAAAUGGCAAACAGUUCAUUGGUGGCUUGAACCCGCCUACAACAAGCACACAUGGUUACGGUGAAGUGGAAACAGCUGAUAUCAAACCUGCAUUGGCAGCUAGUGAUUCUGGCUAUUCGACUGCUCAGGAGCGCAGCACAUCUCAGGCCCUGAGCAAAGCUGCGGCAGGAAACUUUGACCACACGCUGAGUGGCGCUGAUCCAAUCUAUGAUGACGUUCCCGUGGAUGCUGGCGAGUCUACUGACGACGACUUGGAUGAUCAAUCCAAUGAUCGGACAGAGGACAUCUAUGAAGAUAUCAUUUUUGGCAAGGUCACAGCACCUGCGGUACCCCCCACCCCUAGUCCAGCUGAUGGAUCAAUAUCACUCGUAGCACCAUCGGAUAAGCAGCGCUUACUAUGGCAGGAUCUAGACAUUGUUAGGGAUAGUGGAGUGCUGGACCAGUUGUCUCCAUCGGAGGUAAAGCAUCAGGAGGCAAUGUUUGAAGUUCUAUCAUCGGAAGAGUCCUACAACAAAAGCUUGCAUGUCGUCCUGGACCACUUCAUGCCACGUAUCCUACCAUCAACAACUGGCGUAAACAAUGCGUCUGGUCAGAGUGACCUGCCUACGCUGUUCAUCGAGAAGUCAGAGCACCAUCGUCUCUUCUCGAACAUCUCCGCCCUCACCAAAAUCAGUGAUAAUUUCAUGCAGGAGCUGAGAAGCCGCCUCUUGGAACAAGUCACAGUGGAGACUAUUGCUGAUAUUGUACUAAAACAUGUCACGAAGCAUUUCCACCCGUAUGUGACAUAUUGUACAAAUCAGACUUACCAGCUGCAGGAAGCCAAGAAAGUGAUCGACAACCCUGUUUUGAAGAAGGCCUUGACAAAGCUCGAGAGUGGCAUUGGGCAGAAACUUCCGUUCUCAACCUAUCUCCUCCAGCCCAUGCAGAGAAUCACUCGACUUCCCUUGCUUAUUGUUACGAUACUGGACUACCUUCCGGAAGAUAGCCCGCACUCUGUGCUUACACAGCAAGCACUUCAGGAGGUCCAGCUGUUUGUAUCUCAGUGCAAUGAGGGUGCACGCUCCAUGGAGAGAAUGGAAGAGCUGAUUAAUCUACAGAAAAAGGUCAAAUUCGACUCAAAGACUAAGCCUGUGGCGUUUGUUUCUCAGAAACGCUACCUGAAGCGAUCGGGAAAUCUUCAACAAGUAUCGGGUCAUCCGGGCAAGAAAGGUUGGACAAAGAACCCGGAGAAACAUAAAGUAACCCUCUUCCUCUUCAAUGACCUGGUUAUCAUUGCUAAGCUCAAGAAGAAGCAGGAUUACCAGUACCAAGUUAUUGACUACACAUCAUUCCAGUUAGCUCUUCUUGAGGAAUGCACUGUCUCUGAGCUCCCGUCCAAAGUGCUGGAAGCGGAGAAAAAGAGAGCAUCGAGUAUGCUGAAUGUCUCCACAGAUGGUGGAAAUGUUGGUGGUGCGUCAGUGGAGGGCUCCCCGUUGCGCUCAGCGACACCUGCGGAUGAUGACCGUGGGCAUACGGCAUUCAAGUUGGUUUUCCUUGAGAACUGGGAUGGCAAGAAUAAGGAGUAUAUCUUGAGAACGGACUCACUUACUGAGAAGACUCGUUGGUUGAAUGCGUUUCGUGAGGAGGAUGAACCAUCGGAGACAGAUGGGAAGAAGUCAAUUGUCUAUGAAAUGUGGAAUUGUCCGCAGCAUGUUGUCUUGUUCAACUACACACCACAGCAGGCUGAUGAACUUGCCUUGCAAGCCGGUGAUGUAGUCAAGGUCUUGCGAAAGAUGGAAGAUGAUUGGUGUCAUGGCGAGUUGAUGCGCGAUGGCACUCGUGGCUGGUUUCCCAUUCAAUUCACGGAAGAGAUCAAGAAUGAGAAUACCCGUGCUGAGAACUUGAGGCAGCGAAGGCUACUACUUGCCGAAGCUCGGUUGAAGUCCGAGAACUUGAUUGACCUGUGAUUGUUUUGAGGUGCAAUGGCACUCGUGGCUAGUCUCCCAUUCAAUUCACGGAAGAGAUCAAGAAUGAGAGCACCCGUGCUGAGAACUUGAGGCAGCGAAGGCUAAUUGCUUGCCGAAGCUUCGUUGAAGUGUGAGAACUUGAUUGAGCUGUGAUAUUUAAGGAUCGAUUUUGCUCAUGGGGAUGUGGCUGGAAUUUUCUAUUUUGAAAUUUGAAGUGUCAGCUGAACAAAAGGUAUCCAGCUUCCUGGGUAUAUUAUGUUAUUCUCUUGAAUUGUGUGUGUAUGUGUGUGUGUGUGUGUGUGCGCGCGCGCACGCGUGCGUGUGUGUGUGUGUAUCUGUGCGUGUGAGCAUGUGUGCUUGUUGUUGUGGCAGUGCUGUUGUAAUUUCCCUAUAUUUACUGUAUUUAUACAGUGAGCAUAAGUAAACUUGAAAACUAUGCUGAUCCUAAGGUUUGACUGAGCGAUAUGCAUGUUUGAAAAUUGAUUGAUUCCUUCUGACUUCAAUCCUCACUUCAGCUACUGUCCUUUUUUUCAAUACUCGAAUUUGGUGCUGGUUUCAUGCAUUGUCUUGUUUUGGCUGUGCUGACGUCUACGGCAGCGUACUAAUGUCUUGACUUCUGAAGUAAUUUGCCAUUGCCACUAAUGCCGCAACCAGGAUUUGUCAAAGAUCAAUGCAACGCAACCUGAUGUGUAAUGCCGACUGAGAUAAUGCACCCUUUUGAGUUAUCGCGUAUUGUAUUUUACCUUCAUUUAUACAACUACCUAAAAAAACGUUUCUUCGAUUUCAAAGCGCUACUCGACCUUGAUGUUUUAGCACUUCCGUAGCACUAUGUUUCUGAAAUCUACAUAGCCGCGGUGUUGCAAUACUAAGUGUUGGAGGUGAUAUGGACAUUAUACAUGUACCCAUUCGUCUGAUGAGUGUUUUUGAACACGAAACUCGGAGCAACGAGAAAGAUUUUUGGUCUCUGUUUUUCUGCCUUGUGUACCCAAUCUAUUCAAUAUCCGGACUUCUA
Molecule: messenger RNA, 5979 nt
Organism: Sycon ciliatum
Lineage: Eukaryota; Metazoa; Porifera; Calcarea; Leucosolenida; Sycettidae
Product: rho guanine nucleotide exchange factor 15-like
Exons: 16
Coding region: 474-4967 (1497 amino acids)
Biological process (GO): activation of GTPase activity
Molecular function (GO): protein binding; guanyl-nucleotide exchange factor activity
Source: RefSeq, a predicted model, not a curated record